This is a messenger RNA of Lactuca saligna, 504 nucleotides long. The record is from the annotation of a GenBank genome assembly. NCBI's taxonomy places the organism in Eukaryota, Viridiplantae, Streptophyta, Magnoliopsida, Asterales, Asteraceae.
AUGACAGAACAUGUUGUGUGCAGCAGGUGGCUGCGGUUUAUUAUGGUGAUUUUUUGGUGGAAACAAUGCGAUGUUGGUGAAAAUCUAGUGGCGGUGUUCUUGGUUGUUUUAACAGUGAUUCAGUGCUCAUGUUGCAUUAAUGGCUCAGUGGUGGUCGUGAAGACAUGUGUUGAUAGAUGUAGCUCCGGCUGUAGAGGUAAAAGAAAACAGAAAAAACAGGAGCUUUGUUUUCUUGACUGGUGGAAGAGGACUCUCGACAGGAACGGGUUAGAUCGGAAAAGGUUGGGACUAUCACAAACAAGACAAGGUGAUGAAUCCGGCGGUAGGUUGUGGUCGAGUAUGGAGGACUUUGGACGUGACCGAGGUGAAGGUCGGGUGUCUGGGAAAAGUCGGGAUCGGAUGAAGAAUUUGGACCUGACCGAGGUGGAAGUCAGGUGUCCGGGAAAGGUCUUGAAUCGAGAUGAAAAGAGGGUGAUUAAAGACUGCUGUGAACAAAUGGUGUGA